GUCUGUCUGUAGCUGAAAGUUUGUUUGUAUUUAGAUUUUGUUCCUGAGCUUGUCUUAUUACUGUAUCGUAAAAAAUGCCGAUUGCCGAAAAAAGAAGUGCUACUGAUGGAGUUUUAGUGCCUUUCAAAAAGCCUAGGACGGAUGUAGUUCCUAGUGCUCAGGAAAUUCAGGGACCACCACGAACAUCUAGUCUGUUGGCUCCUAUUAUGCUUUUAACAGGACAUCAAGGAGAAAUAUUUUGUGGUACUUUUCAUCCUGAUGGCACAAUUUUAGCAUCUGCUGGGUAUGAUCGUGACAUAUUUUUCUGGAAUGUCUAUGGAGAAUGUGAUAAUUUUGCUGUACUAACUGGCCAUACUGGGGCAGUCUUGGAUUUAAAAUUUUCAACUGAUGGAGGGUAUUUAUUUUCUGCAUCUACAGACAAAACGCUAAGUAUAUGGGACACAGAAGUUGGUGUUCGUAUUAAGAAACUGAAAAGUCAUACUUCAUAUGUUAAUAGUUGUUGUCCUGCUCGCAGAGGGCCUCAAUUAAUAUGUAGUGCUAGUGAUGACUGUACUAUAAAGGUUUGGGAUGCCCGGAAACGAGGAGCAGUACAUUCCUUCCAGGAUACUUAUCAAGUCACAGCUGUAACAUUUAAUGAUACUGCUGAACAAAUUAUUUCAGGAGGCAUUGAUAAUAUCAUAAAGGUGUGGGAUAUGCGAAAGACAGGUGUUCUUUACAAAAUGAUUGGUCAUGCUGAAACUAUUACAGGAUUAUCUUUAAGCCCUGAUGGUUCAUAUAUCCUUUCAAAUGCUGCAGAUAAUUUAUUAAGAAUUUGGGACAUCAGACCAUUUGCACCACAAGAAAGGUGUGUGAAGGUUUUUACUGGUCAUCAACAUAAUUUUGAAAAGAAUCUUCUGAAAUGUAGUUGGUCCCCUGAUGGUAGCAAAAUCACAGCUGGUUCAGCCGAUCGAUUUGUUUAUGUUUGGGAUACUGCUUCCAGAAGAAUCCUGUACAAACUCCCAGGUCAUAAUGGAUCUGUAAAUGAAGUAAAUUUCCACCCUAAGGAGCCUAUAAUUAUGUCAUGUUCAAGCGACAAGCAAAUUUACUUGGGAGAAAUUGAAUGAAGGAAAUUAAAUACUUAAUUUGAAAAAUACGGUGUAAAUAGUUUUUUAAAUGUAACUUAUGUUUCAAAUAAAUUAUGUAUUUGAGUGGUUA
Messenger RNA from Stegodyphus dumicola, 1194 nucleotides. RefSeq names its product U5 small nuclear ribonucleoprotein 40 kDa protein. The record is from RefSeq and is a predicted model, not a curated record. Lineage: Eukaryota; Metazoa; Arthropoda; Arachnida; Araneae; Eresidae. Gene Ontology annotation, molecular function: protein binding; RNA binding. Gene Ontology annotation, cellular component: catalytic step 2 spliceosome.